Messenger RNA from Hipposideros armiger (great roundleaf bat), 1536 nucleotides. It is a transcript of the gene CTSW, whose product is annotated as cathepsin W. The record is from RefSeq and is a predicted model, not a curated record. The coding region runs from base 99 to 1307 and encodes 402 amino acids. NCBI's taxonomy places the organism in Eukaryota, Metazoa, Chordata, Mammalia, Chiroptera, Hipposideridae. The transcript has 9 exons. Gene Ontology annotation, biological process: proteolysis. Gene Ontology annotation, molecular function: cysteine-type peptidase activity.
GGUUUCCCCUUUGUGGUUUCUCUAGCUCCACCCUCUCAGCCCCUCCAGCUUGGUCUGCACAGCUUCCUGCCCCCCCUGGCACUCUGGUUGUCAGCACCAUGACACUAACUGUCCAUCUCUCCUGCUUCCUUGUGCUGUUGGUAGCUGGCCUGGCCCAAGACAUCAAGGGCUCCCUCAGGGGCCAGGACCCAGGUCCCCGGCCACUGAAGCUAAAAGAGGUCUUCACUUUGUUCCAGAUCCAGUACAAUCGAAGUUACUCAAACCCAGCAGAAUAUGCUCAUCGCCUGGACAUCUUUGCCCGCAACCUAGCCCAGGCUCAGCGGCUGCAGGAGGAAGACUUGGGCACAGCCGAGUUUGGGGUGACUCCAUUCAGUGACCUGACAGAGGAGGAGUUUGGCCAGCUCUAUGGGCAUCCAAGGGCAGCUGGAAGGGCCCUCAAUGUGGACGGAAAGGUAGGAUCUGGUGAGUGGGCGCAGUCAGUGCCCCGCAGCUGUGACUGGCGGAAGGCGGCUGGUGUUAUCUCACCCAUCAAGGACCAGAAAAGCUGCAAAUGCUGCUGGGCCAUAGCAGCAGCAGGAAACAUCGAGUCCUUGUGGAACAUUAAACACCGACAGUCUGUGGAAGUCUCUUUUCAGGGUAUGGCUGGGAGAGGGGGCAUGUGUGACGGUGGGGGGAUCGGGCAUGGGGCUUGGUCAUCCACAUCAUCCCUUCUUGCACCAGAACUACUCGACUGUGACCGCUGUGGGGAUGGCUGCAGUGGCGGCUUCGUCUGGGACGCGUACAUGACUGUUCUUAACUAUAGCGGCCUGGCCAGCGAAAAGGACUACCCAUACCAGGAGAACAGCAGAACCCACAAGUGCCAGGCCAAGAAGUACCAAAAGGUGGCCUGGAUUGAGGACUUCAUCAUGCUGCCGCGUGGCGAGCUGGGAAUGGCCCAGUACCUGGCCACCGAGGGCCCCAUCACCGUGACCAUCAACAUGAAGCUAUUGCAGAACUACCAGAGGGGUGUGAUCGAGGCCACGCCCAUCACCUGUGACCCCCAGCAAGUGGAUCAUUCUGUUCUGCUGGUGGGUUUUGGUAAGAGCAAAUCAAAAGAGGAGAAGUGGGCAGUCUCAUCCCAGUCUCAUACUCGUCGCUCCAUCCCAUACUGGAUCCUGAAGAACUCCUGGGGGGUCAACUGGGGUGAAGAGGGCUAUUUCCGGCUGCACCGAGGGAGCAAUGCCUGCGGCAUCACCAAGUACCCAUAUACUGCCCAAGUAACCAAACCAGUUAAGAAGCAGCAACAGCGAGUCACCUGCCCUCCCUGAGCCCGACCCUCAGCUCUCCUGCUAUGCCAGCUGCCUCCUUGCGGGCCUUACCCCGAAGUCUUUGCCUGUCCUCCCAACCAUCUUGCUAUGCGUUGAAUAAAACAAGACAAAACCCCGUCUUCUAAGUGGAUUCAGCUGGAUGGGGAAAUAGACAGGGAGAGCACCAUUCUCUGACACAUCCUAGUCCCUGCAGGGCUGACAUACACACAGGUCCUUAUACAUACGACAC